Messenger RNA from Sorghum bicolor (sorghum), 1677 nucleotides. RefSeq names its product guanine nucleotide-binding protein alpha-1 subunit. The record is from RefSeq and is a predicted model, not a curated record. The transcript is spliced from 14 exons. Gene Ontology annotation, cellular component: heterotrimeric G-protein complex. Gene Ontology annotation, molecular function: GTPase activity; G protein-coupled receptor binding; guanyl nucleotide binding. NCBI's taxonomy places the organism in Eukaryota, Viridiplantae, Streptophyta, Magnoliopsida, Poales, Poaceae. Bases 199 to 1371 code for a protein of 390 amino acids. Gene Ontology annotation, biological process: adenylate cyclase-modulating G protein-coupled receptor signaling pathway.
AUAACCAGCUUCCCCUUCCUUCCGCUGCCCUCCUUCCCUCCUCCUUCUCUCUCACUCACUCACUCACUCUCUCUCCCCUCUUGCUCCCAGACGACUGUUGGGCCGCCGCCGCCCUAGGCCAGGUGCUGAGGUUUUCCUUGGUCUCUUCGCCGGCGACGAGCACCCACCAGUCAGGCAUGAGAGCGCGCUUCUAGAAUAAUGUCUGUGCUUACCUGUGUGAUUGAAAGCAUGGGUUCAUCCUGUAGCAGAUCCCAUUCCUUGGACGAGACUGAAGCAGCUGAAAAUGCAAAGUCUGCAGACAUCGACCGGAGGAUUUUGCAAGAAACAAAGGCCGAGCAACACAUCCACAAGCUCUUACUUCUUGGUGCUGGAGAAUCAGGGAAGUCUACAAUAUUUAAACAAAUAAAGCUCCUUUUCCAAACUGGCUUUGAUGAGGCAGAGCUUAAGAGCUACACGUCAGUCAUCCAUGCGAACGUGUAUCAGACAAUUAAAAUAUUAUAUGAGGGAGCUAAAGAGCUAGCCCAAGUGGAACCAGAUUCCUCAAAAUAUGUUUUAUCUCCAGAUAGUCAGGAGAUUGGAGAAAAACUAUCAGAAAUUGGUGUCAGGUUGGAUUACCCAUCGCUAAACAAAGAAUGUGUACAGGAUGUAAGAAAACUAUGGCAAGAUCCAGCCAUUCAGGAAACUUACUCACGAGGAAGUAUUCUCCAAGUCCCAGACUGUGCACAGUACUUCAUGGAAAAUUUGGACAGAUUAUCUGAAGUAGAUUAUGUACCAACAAAGGAGGACGUGCUUCAUGCAAGAGUACGGACAAAUGGUGUGGUAGAAACUCAGUUUAGCCCUCUAGGAGAGAGCAAAAGAGGCGGAGAGGUCUAUAGGCUAUACGAUGUAGGAGGCCAGAGAAACGAGAGAAGGAAAUGGAUCCAUCUUUUUGAAGGUGUUAAUGCUGUAAUAUUCUGUGCUGCCAUUAGCGAGUAUGAUCAGAUGUUAUGCGAGGAUGAGACGAAGAACAGAAUGAUGGAGACUAAAGAACUCUUUGAUUGGGUGCUAAAGCAAAGAUGUUUCGAGAAAACCUCAUUCAUGUUAUUUCUCAACAAAUUUGACAUAUUUGAGAGAAAAAUACAAAAGGUUCCUUUAAGUGCGUGCGAGUGGUUUAAAGAUUACCAGCCUAUCGCACCUGGCAAACAGGAGGUGGAACAUGCCUAUGAGUUCGUGAAAAAGAAGUUUGAGGAACUCUACUUCCAGAGCAGCAAGCCUGACCGUGUCGACCGAGUGUUCAAGAUCUACAGAACAACAGCCCUGGAUCAGAAACUUGUAAAGAAGACAUUCAAGCUGAUCGACGAGAGCAUGAGGCGUUCCAGAGAAGGAACUUGAUUGAGAUAAGCCACAAGACAAGUAACUAGAAUGGUGAGAGGAACAGAAAGUUUACAGUGUCACAGCUUUGCCUAUUGUGAUUCUUUUUUUUUACAUGAGGAACAUUUGUUGAUCUUUUUGCUCCACCACAGGCCAGUAAAAGUAUCUGUUUUGUGCCGUGGUCUAAGGGGAAGUUUGGGGUCCUCUCCAUUCCACCCAAUGUUAGGACAAUGUUCUGCCGAUCUUUUGGAGCACUGCCUGUUUGGUCUCGCAUAUAAGUUCAUUCGUUGUUGUCUGUGCAACAUGCAUAGUCACAAAUUGUCUGAA